AAGACCUCUCUUUAAUCCGUCCCAAUAUUUAAGUACAUUCAAUCAUCUCUCACUCUCUACAUAACACAACAAUUUACCACUAAUUAUCUUCUUCAAAAAUAUUAAUACACAAGGUUUUAGCUAAAUGUCUUCUUCUUCUUCUUCUUCUUCGUUGUCUUCUUCUUCUUCUUUCUCUGAUCUCUCUUAAACCCAUCAACCAGAAAACCCUCUAUACCUUACCAGGUAUAUAUAUCCCAUUACCCACAUACAUAAUAUAUAUACACACACUGGGUACAAGUUUACCAUAUAUUUAUAUAAUCAGUGUGUUGGAUGGAUUGCUUAAGAGAAAUACAAGGGAAGGAAGCUCAUGAUCCGAUGAGUACGAGUUGUAAUUGUAAUAACAAGUCGGUGCGACGCGUGUGGGUACCGGGUCCGGUUAUAGUCGGGGCGGGUCCGUCCGGUCUAGCAGUAGCGGCGUGUCUGAAGGAGCGAGGGGUGCCGUGUGAAAUCCUCGAGAGAUCCAACUGCAUAGCUUCGUUAUGGCAGCUAAAAACCUACGACCGUCUCCGUCUACAUCUCCCAAAACAGUUUUGUGAACUGCCGUUAAUGGGUUUUCCCGCCGAUUUCCCAACUUACCCCACGAAGCAGCAGUUCAUAUAUUACCUCGAAGCUUACGCUCGCCGGUUCGACGUCCGUCCACGGUUCAACGAAACUGUGGCUGGGGCGGAGUAUGAUGGAACGGUGGGGUUCUGGCGCGUGAGGAGUGUGGGAGGAAAAGGGGGGGAGAUGACGGAAUUUGUUUGCCGGUGGCUGGUUGUGGCGACCGGCGAGAAUGCAGAGGCGGUGAAGCCGAAGAUUGAAGGAAUGGAGGAAUUCGGAGGGGAUAUCCGGCAUACCAGUUCGUAUAAAAGCGGAGAUGUUUUUAGAGGGAAAAGGGUUUUGGUAGUUGGGUGCGGGAAUUCUGGGAUGGAGGUCUGUUUGGAUCUCUGCAAUCAUAGUGCCACUCCUUGGCUUGUCGUCAGAGAUUCUGUGCACGUACUACCACGAGAGAUGCUGGGAAGAUCAACAUUCGACUUGUCCAUGUGGCUACUCAAGUGGCUUCCCAUGGGCAUUGUGGACUCCUUGUUGCUCAUUCUCUCCCGCCUCAUGCUCGGCGACACCUCCCGCUUCGGCUUACACCGGCCCGCCACGGGUCCUCUCCACCUCAAGAAUUUGUCUGGGAAAACUCCCGUCUUAGAUGUCGGCACCCUUGCCAAGAUCAAAUCUGGACACAUCAAGGUAUGUCCAGGGAUCAAGAGACUAAAACGACGUGCAGUGGAGUUUGUUAAUGGCAAGAUCGAGAAUUUUGAUGCCAUCAUUCUUGCAACUGGUUACAAAAGCAAUGUGCCCUCUUGGUUAAAGGAAAGGGAGAUGUUCUCGGAGAAAGAUGGGUUGCCGAGAAAGCCAUUUCCCAACGGGUGGAAAGGUGAGAACGGAUUGUAUGCGGUAGGGUUCACCAAACGUGGACUUCUGGGUGCUUCAAUGGAUGCCAAGAGAAUAGCUGAAGAUAUUGAACGUUCUUGGAAACUUAGUAUAGCCUUUGGAUCUCAAUCAUGAUUUUUUUCUUUUACCCUUUACCUAAUUCAUUGGAGAAUUUUGAUCCUACUCCUCCAAUUUUUUUUUUUUUCUUUUUUAUUUGUUCGAUUUAACGGUAAAAAGGUAUACUCCGAUAAAAUUUUUCCGAUAUUAAGUACCUGGUACAUUCGGAAUUUUACUUUCGGAAUGUUACCAGCGAGAAUCAAACCGAACCUACAUAAUCGAAUUAGAGAGUAUACUUCA
This is a messenger RNA of Carica papaya (papaya), 1797 nucleotides long. It is a transcript of the gene YUC6, whose product is annotated as Flavin-binding monooxygenase family protein. The record is from RefSeq and is a predicted model, not a curated record. NCBI's taxonomy places the organism in Eukaryota, Viridiplantae, Streptophyta, Magnoliopsida, Brassicales, Caricaceae. Gene Ontology annotation, molecular function: N,N-dimethylaniline monooxygenase activity; flavin adenine dinucleotide binding; NADP binding. Gene Ontology annotation, biological process: auxin biosynthetic process.